Molecule: messenger RNA, 11379 nt
Organism: Schistosoma haematobium
Lineage: Eukaryota; Metazoa; Platyhelminthes; Trematoda; Strigeidida; Schistosomatidae
Exons: 7
Coding region: 678-1298 (206 amino acids)
Biological process (GO): mRNA splicing, via spliceosome
Cellular component (GO): post-mRNA release spliceosomal complex
Molecular function (GO): RNA lariat debranching enzyme activator activity
Source: RefSeq, a predicted model, not a curated record
UGGUUUUUGAUAGAACAAAACAGUAACAAAUGGUAAAUUAAAUCAAAAAAUGAUAACAGGUGUUAUGAAUUGAACUCUACUUAAAAGCUCCUCCUGAGAUAAAGAUCAAGAAUUGGUUCAUUUGAUUAAUAAAAACUCCUCUGGACGUGUGUUACCGACGGGGUGGCGCGAAAUAUAAAUACGAUACAAUUUGGGCCAAAAAUCGAACACUGUUGCCUGAAAGGAUGUAAUAACGCUAUUAAAAUUUUCAGUCACAGGUUGUUGACGAUUAAGCAGAAGAAUAGAUGACAGAGGUUGCGUUUAUUUGAAUAACAUCGAUAGCGCGAGAAUUAACCAAUUAAUUAAUUGUCUGUUUUUAUUAGUGCAAAUAAACAUUAGAUAUGAAUGCGUCUGUACAUUAAGUGUUAUAAAUAAAAUGUGUGAUUUUUAUAUUGUCGUUACGAAAAUCAUUGAGUAUUAAUAUCUCUGUGGAUUUUUCCCUGCUCUGAAUUCAGUGCAUGGAACUGAGAAUUCAAACUUUCAGAUCAUUUUUAUGCAGUAGCCUUAGGAAACGUCGCAUCAUGAAUCCACUAAAAAGGGGUUAACAAAGUUUUUCGGCAUUUUUUCAUUAGGCAAAUAUAUUUUUGCUGAACGUUAUACUAGGUCGAACUAACGCGCAACUAACAAACCUCAAGGUGAUGCCGGAUGGUCUGUCUCAUAAAAUCCUUAUCUGUGGAGAUGUCAAAGGGAAAGUCAGUGCACUAUACUCAAGGGUUUCUAAGGUUAUGAACGUCGCUGGACAGUUUGAUAUGAUGUUUUGUUUAGGAGACUUUUUUGGAACUCAAACUGAUGAAAUAAAAAAAUUAAUCGAUGGCAGUUUGGCAGCGUCUCUUCCUACCUAUAUCGUGUCCCCAUAUAGAGAAAUCGCUCGAAAGUUUUGUCAAACGGAAUCUGGUUGUGAGCUUUGCAGUAACGUCACGUAUCUGGGUUCUAAGGGCACAUAUACGGCUAUGAGUGGUUUACGUGUAGUAUACAUGGCUGAGUGGGAACCUAAUUCUGAUAACUGUAAUCUACCAUCCAGUUUACUCAGUGAGGCUCUUGCAGCAGAGGACAGCGGCUUUUUGGGCGUUGAUCUCUUGCUCACUUGUCAGUGGCCGAAACACGUUAAUAAACUAACUCUAUAUGAACUCCCUGACGGUUGUCAGCAAUGUAUUGACUCUUCCUCGAUUUUAAUUUCGCGAUUGGCUUAUCUCACUCGACCAAGGUACCAUUUUUCAUGUGGUAACGGAGUGUAUUACGAAAGGUCACCAUACAGGUAAUACAUGAUUUUCAAGCUUAUUGUGUAUCUUACUCGAUAAUACAACCGAUGAGACUAUAAUUUAUGGACGUACCAAUGAGGUAUAAGAUAACAGGUCUCGGGUUUUAGCGCGAAACUCACUCAAUAAUUCGGCUAAGUAAAGUUUUGGCGUUAUGGAUGAUGCCAGUUCGUAAUGAAAACCUUGAAUCUAAUGCAUAACCUUAAUUGUCAACUAUAAAUCAUAAUUCUGAUUCCUCACACAAGUUUAUAACUCUAAUUUGGUCCUAGUUGGAUCUAGGUGGACACUCUUAAGUUCACUUUAGCGUCACUCAAAGCUCGUCCAUAAAUUAUAGUCCUACCGCAUUACUUCUUUUCCUCUUAACAAGUGAAAAUCUCAAGUGUCUAGACAAAAUGUCCAUAAACUAUCGUUUCUUAGAUUGUUUGGGGAUAUUGUCCAAACGCUGUGUUGGACAAUAAAUGGAACACAGUAUGGCUGGUUUAAUUAUAUGUAGGCGAACCUUAACCGUUGGUGCUACCUUGACGUGGUGGUUGGACUUACCUGUCGUGAUAUAUCGUUCGGGCUGUACUGACUGGAAUAGUCGUUCCUCAAGGUCGGUUAAAGAGCUGUAGGACUAGAAUAACUAAACCCAAGGUCCGAGGGCGAAAUCAUACUGCUGACUGUACAGUGGUGUGAUAGCAGUAAGGUGUUUACUUAGCAUGACAGCAAUACUGUCUUCCCACCAAGUAAGGGUGGGGUUAGAAAAGAUUGACUCUAAAAAUACACACCUCACCGUAUCCCACGGAUAUCCGUCUCUGGCGGUGAGAUCUUAACAAGUAUGGAGCCAGCACUAAAAGAUCGUGUGUGACUGACCUCAAGCAGUUGUCCCUUGGGCACUGCAGUCGCUCUCUAAGGUCACUGAAAUCAACUCUCACUCAAUUUCCUUUUCAGAUACCGCUAGAAGAACCCUUCUACGACGUAAGCAACUAUGAAGUGAAAACCUCCCUCAUACCUUCAAACGCAUUCAAGACCACUGUAUUCAUAAUCAACUUCCCUCUUCAGCUUCUAUUAUUCCUCCUACUCCUAAUAUCAACUCUAAACUUCAUCCGCAAGUGUCACUAUAGCCAACAAUCCUAGCUGUAGACAAACUAGAUAUAGUCCCUAGUUGUUGUUGGGUUCUUACUGUUUUCAAAUAAACAUUUAUUUGAUUCAACUGUAACUUAGAUUCUAGCAAAUCUGCUUGUGAAGUCAUUGUUAGUUGAAUAUAACUUCAUAAAAGGUUGGCAAAACAUCUGUUAUCUUGCAGUAUGUACAAUAAGUAGCUACAUUUGUAGUUACUCAUAAGGCAAAGCUGAACUAUAAGGCCAAAUUGUAGUAACUUUAGAUGGGCUGAACAUACUAACCUUGUUCAUCUUAUCAGAAUACAACAAAUAUAAAUAAAUGAUUUGUAACUCUAGGACUAGAAUUUAGGAUUAGGAUGCUGAGUGUAAGAUUUACGGUGAGAAUAAGGGUGUAAAGUGUAGGAUUAACGGUUGGAGUUAAGACUUAGAUUACUGACAAACCAACUGUAUAACUUAAUCCCUAUUCUGAACCAUAACCUUAAAUCCCGAACCAAAGUAUUAACUAUGAAGUUGAAUUUUAAAGUAUAUAGUGUUGCUUUCGUCAUUAAAAUCGGUCCAAAUAUUUUUUCUGAGUUAAAACAAUAUAAUCAGUGACCGACAAUUCAUCUGUAUGAACCUCUAUUCUAUUCUCGGUAGACGAGAUGCUGUAUUGACACACACCGUCUUGAUGCGAUUUGCACUUUGGUGAUUGGCUCGUCAUCAUAGUGUAGCUUUACUAACCAUUCUGUGGCGUGUAUAUAAAACAAUAGAGUUCUUCGCUUGUUUGGCUUCUUUCUUUUGGGACACAUUGCGACGGUCCCUCUGUAUCCGCUCUGUUUUAUGAGGUUUCAUAACCCGCUUAUUUCACUAGUUUCUUGAAGUUAAGUGGCUUGAUUAGUUCUUAUACAAUCGUUACGGCCUUGUUGUAUUUUCCUCAAGACAGUUCGUUCGCUUCCAGCUUUAAAAUUCUAUUUUUAUGGAGUUUGAUACUUCUAACGUUUUUGUUCCUAUGAUUCGACUGUAGAAAUCACCGUGUUUUACAAGAAAAAGCUUGUCAUACUACACGUUUUAUAUCAUUGGCAGAUGUGAAAAAUGAACGUAACCAGAAGUAUUUAUAUGCUCUCAAGUUAAUCCCGAUUGAUAAAAUGGAUCAUCAGGAUUUAAUAAAUCAACCUCCAGACGUAACAGAAAAUCCAUAUCGCGAAUUUGUUGACCAUAAACAUUCUUUAGAUAGAGAAACAGAGGUACAAACUGAGCAAUACUUUUACAACAUGAAUACCAACGAAAAAUCAGCAAAUCUUACGAAAAAAGGCACUCUUCAAAAGCGCAAAAUAAACACUAAUACAUUGGAAGACACAGAUGACAACAAAAGACAACUUGUUGAUAAAAAUGAUAUCAGUGAGGAAAGUUUUCAAGAGAAAAUCGACAGUAAGUGAGAUUUGUUUUCUAGACACUUAUGUAUGCGUUCUUGACAUAAUACUGACAGAACUUAGUAUCCUUAAUCAGUCACAUUUUUUGUUGUAAUCAUUGGAGAAUAGCAAUUGCUUCACCUGUCUGCAAGAUUCUCAGUGUGAAGGAAUUAGGUAGACUGCUAUUAACACGAUACAUUAUUGCUAAAGAUUGCUCCAUGUUGGCUGUAUGUCCCGUCUGAAUUAAAUGGGUUGAAAUGAGGCUAUUAACCGUUUUGACUAUACUUUUGCUUAACCACACUGGGAGGUGCUCACGAGCCCGAAUGUACACAUUUCUAGAACAUCUACCAACAUAACUUGCUCCACAGGAGUAGCUGGAUACAGAAAGAGGUGGCUCAGUCAGUUAGUCAGUAACAACGUGGAACUCCGUACGUAUGUACAUCAGUUCGAGUUGCCAUACCACAUUAGCACAGAGAUGCAGUUAUCGAUUCAAUUCCCGUAGUGGUAGAGGUAGUAAGAAUAUAAGCAGUAAUAGGAAAGAUUAGGGUUUGAAGAUGUUAUUCAAGGAGUGUAGUACAGUGAAAUAAAUUCAGAAAGAAAAUAAAGGACAUGAAGAAUUCAGAAGAUUAGAAUUUGGGAGAACACAAUGUAUGGAUGAACCUGUGCCAUUGCAAACGGUUUUGAGCCAUGUCAUUCAGGGUCUCUAACCAUCGGCUGCCAAUUGUCUCGCGGAUCCCAACCAGGUACUCUACACCUACCAACAUGGCUCAGUCCACUUCAUGGAUUUGUGCCAUGUUCGGGUCUGGCCGCCCUUAGCUUUCUUCGAAAUUACUCCUACACCAUAAAACAUCGCACAUCGGGGCAGUCGAUGGUUGGGUAUACGUAACACUUGUCCCAGCCAUCUCAACUGAUGAAGUUUCACUAAUUCAUCAAUUGAUUUGUCAUCCUUACCUAGUACCCAUUUCCUAACAACUGAGUUACCUACUCGGUGGUCACAGGAUUUAUGAGCAAUGUUUCGAAGACAUCUGCGAUCGAAUACUAGUAACUUACGAAUAUCCUCUACUAUGACCGGCCAUGUUUCACAGCCAUAAAGCAGGACGGAACGAACUGCUGCACAGUAAACCCGUCCUUUGAUUGGUAGACGGAUAUCUCUCCUACGCCAUAAAUGAUGCAGGUUGGUAAAAGCUAGUCGAGCCUUCUGUAUCCGUGCUGAGAUUUCGUCACACACCAGAUCACAAGGGCUGGUGAGACUUCCAAGAUAAGUGAAUCGGUCAACACGCUCAACUACUUCACUCCCUAUCAUUAGUUCGGGUGUCGAUGCAACCCAAUCCUGAAGUAACAUUUUGCAUUUCGACGGGGAGAAUCGCAUUAAAAGUACUUUGAAUUGAUCUGUUUAACUUCAGUCUUAACAUUACGCUCAGUGCAUCGCUUCUGAAUUGUAAGCGUAUAUACAGAGGCUUUUUAUUCACCGUUAGGUAUUCCCUAUGUUCUCUUUUAUUGGCUAUGUUUUUAUUUAUAAAUUAAUCAGGAUAUUCAUUUUCUUUCAUGGUUGUGUAUAAUGUCCCUGUUUAAUCUUCGACCGUAUAUAGUGAGCAUAUGGUCUGGAUUCUAUGGUGCAGUGUCUUAAUAAGGUUUCUUUUGUAUUGCAGAGGAACAAAACGAAGAAGGUUUGUAUAUUGGCGCGUCCAAGUAGUUUUCUUGUUUAUGUUUCUUCUUAGUGACCCGUCUUUUCUCCUUGAAAGUAGAACAUCUAGAAAGGCUAUCCUACUCCCAUUUUCCUUCUCACAUGUGAAUUUUAUUAUUUUUCAGAAUAUCAUUGCUGAUGUUUUAUUUUUUGUUACAGAAAACAGAAAUCAUGCAGCUUGUUGGUUUUGUUUAGGUAAUCCACAAGUGAAAAAACAUUUAAUUGUUAGUAUUGGUACUCAAGCUUAUGUAGCAUUACCACGUGGUCCUAUUGUACCUGACCAUGCAUUAAUUUUGACUAUUGGUCAUCAUCAAAGCUGGAUUUCUUGUCCAGAAUAUGUUCGUUCGGAAAUUGAAGAAUAUAAAUCCCGGUUAAAACGUAUGUAUGCUGCACAAGAUAAAGCGAUGGUAACAUUUGAACGAAAUUUGAAAACCCAACAUUAUCAACUUCAAGUGAGUAUGAAAAAAUGGGGUCUGUGUAUCCAUUUACUGGCUUUUGUUUCUUAAACCUGAUUUUCACCUGAACAAUUAGUUGUCAGGUUUUAAAUGUAAGUUUUUGGACGGCAACUCAGACACAACGCUUCUAUUUGGGAGAGCUUGAGGUCCUGGUCUCGAUCGUCGGUGGGUUCGUGUUAACUAUUAUUUUGAGGUCGUGUACAAAGAGGAAACGGUUAUUUAGUUCUCCCUAUUUUCCAAUAAUUGUCCAACUGAAAUCAGUUUGUGAUUUAAAUCGUUUUAAAAAAGUUGAUUUUUAAUCAAUUUACGUUGUUAUCUGAGCUGUAGUUUCGAUCUCAGUAAAUCAGUUUAAAUCUUUGUACCUUUAAUAAUAAGAACACUCUAGUUAUAGUUUUAACCUCAGUUAUUUCGCAUCAUUGAUGUUUAACAUUUUCUGUGCACAUGUUUUACUUUGAUGUUUUUAACAAUCGUAUACGUCUUUGUUUAUGGUUUUAUUUAUUCACUGAAGGUUGUUCCUGUACCAUUUUCAGUUGCAGCGGAGGUGAAACAGGUAUUUCUCGAGCUAUCUGCCAAUACUGAUUUUAGUCCAUGCGAACUGAAACCAGUUCCUCGACGGACAGAAUUAGAUGAAGUAUGUUUUGUAAAUUUUCGUGGUUUAACUUUAAAAUUAUUUUCAAAAAAAUGUAUACAGUAUAAAUUGAAGGUUAGCUUUAAAACUAGGAAUUAGUUCUUUUUGAAACCACUCCUCGAUCAUAACUUACAAGGUUCAUAAAUGGUAAAUAGAAAUUCAGAAAGGUUCAAAAGAUAAUCGCUAGAGUAAAAAACGUUAAUAUCUUUGCCCCCAAAUGCCUUGGUACGGCCGAGAGUGGGGAGAGUCCGCUCUCCCUCUCCAAAUGCUCUCACAUGGCCACGCGUAUAUAGCCUCUGCCAGGGAAGUCCUGCUCACUGCCUUCUCGUGACGGGGGUGUUGUUUACGAAAGUGAGAGAACGAAAAGAGAAUGUCCGGCGCCUUAACCGGAUCCCAAACCAAUGGUGCACAUGGGCUCCAGUAUCCUGCGGGAACAAAUGGCGUAUGAACCAAUUGUUGGUCGCCGGCCUCCAUGGGACUGCAUCUCCUCACGAUGUUCCACUGCCUUGUGGAUCAGACCUUCAGGUCGAAGGCUCGGGGAGUGGCCCCCUAAUAUAACCACCUGGUUCGGUUUGGGCACCCGAGCAGUAUCACAGUCCUCACACAAAUCUCAUUAGAUUUGUGUGGCGCAUAUGUAUUUGGUGCCUCUUCGUACCAAUAUCUAUGUGUUGAAAUAAAUAAAUAAAUCACUCAUCAGCAUGAUAGUACUAGAAAUUUUGAUUUGUUGGCAUUUUUAUUCGCAUAUUGAACAACAGGAAUGACUUACUUCUAUUCUCAAACUCCAGGUUAUUCUCAGUUUGAACUAAUUUUUUUAGUUGUUGUUACUAUCGUUCACAUAAUCACAUUCUUUUCUUUUCUCCUAGUUCAUCUCUUUCGUUAUUUAUUGCUAGUCCCUUUUCGUUUUCGGAUUCUACAAUUUGUCCGAAAAUUUCAUUAGAUUUCAUUUCUUUUAUAUAUUCAGUAACUACCGUUAUAUAUGUUUGUAUAAUGCAAACUCUCCCAUUUAUUACUGUUUAAUAUAGAUUUGUAGGGUUGGAAUUCCCUACUUUUUUGUUGAACUCCCUACUGGUGAGAAACUUUUUGGACGAAUUCCAAAAGAUCGUAUUUCCAGUGCGAACUUACAAUUUGGUCGGUAUGUUCAUUGUAUUACUGCUAAUUAAUUUGAAUCAAAAAAGCUUUUGUCAUAAGUUUACUGGGUGUACACAGCAUAUGACCUAAUACGAACGGGUUACCGGUCGAAGUUAUCAUAUCUCAUCUAAGUGCAAGAGUAAGGUAAAUUAAUAACAUAAGAAAUCGAGGAGUCAGAACAAUAGUACUGAUGUCAGUUACAGUAAUAUGAUAUAUAGGAUGACACUAAGGGCAAUAUUUAGGGGAGUGAAUUGAACUAAUAUCGCUUUUGAGCUUUAUCACCCAAAGCUUAGACUAGCCAUAAGUGGUUUCACGGACUGAUGUUGCGUAUUAGUUUGAUCUCCACUAGUCUUCUAAUACAUUUUUAUGCCAGUCAGCAUCACAUGCUUUAGUGAACUGUUACUAUGUACGUGUAUUACACCCCAUAAUCGCUCCUGUUUCAGAGGUUUUUCGGCCUCACCAAUUAAUUCCCCACUUUUAUUUAAGUCUUGCAUUUAACCUCGACAUCAUUUUUACCAUUUCCGAGCGAUGCUUUGUCAACCCGUAUGGUCAGCUACUCAGGACAUGUACCUGUUCUCCACUCUCAGGGACUACAUUUCACAAAAUUAUGGUAGUACAGUUGGAACAGUUUCCUAGUAGACUCGCUGUGAUGUUCAGGUAAACACCUCACCUACCCUGUAGACAAUGCAUAUCGUGGGAGCUUUUUGACUGCAACCACAAAUUCUGGGCUAUCAGGACUUCCAAAAUGAAUGGUGUGGUCAAUGCUUUAAACUGCUUAGACUAGACAUCGACUAAAACCGCUAGUAGAGUAAAUUUCGUAUUUAGAAAGAGACAAAGUCACUUCUCUCAUUCCUCGAUAGUUACCCAUGGCAUUCAGAAUAUCUCAUUAUAUCAAGAAUUUCACCAGACAAAACUGUUUUAUCUGCUUACUUUAGGUUAAUAGGUAAAAAUUCACAUAGGUUAGCUUCCUGAAAGUCAAAGAAAAGAUGUUAUCAUAAGAAGACAUUUGUUUAACAAAUCUAAGCAGAAACGAAUGUGGAUUUCCUCGAGAAACAUCGCUUGACUCAGCUAAUCACCAUGACAGUUUUCCAUAAGUUCCGUCUCGAUCAAUGAUGUUAAAAUGCACGAGCCUUAGAGGGUUGACUUCUUUCUUUGGGAGGCCUGUCGUCGGCAGAUACUUCCAUAAGAUCUGUCGUUAGGUUAAAUCGAUUACCACUCUCAUGUCGAGUUUUUGUAUAAACUUUUGUCCCGAAACCUGUUAAAGGGUGAAUCUUUCAUCUACAAGAUUUCAUUAUUAUUAGGAGAUUAUUGUAGGUUUCGUGGUGGUUAUCGUCUAAUUUGAAUGGGACUCGUUCAGUGAUCGUGAUCCACAGUUUAAAUACCACAUAUAAAUUUACAUGAUUACCGGAUUUCAAGUAUGUCAGUAUAUAUAGUAAGUCUUCAUCGGGACAUGUUUUAUGUAUACCCAACCUCCUUCGGCUUGGGCACCCGGGCAGUAUCACAGUCCUCACACAUAUCAAAUGACGUCUGUGUGAUGCAUAUGUAUUUGGUGCCUCCUAGUACCAAUAUCUAUGUGUUAAAAUAAAUAGAUAAAUAAAUAAUCCAACCACUGCCUACCUCGACAGCCAAUGUUGUCUGGUGUAGGAGUAGGCUGGAAGAAAACUAGAGGUGACCAAACCAAAACAUGGCAUAAUUCUACGAAAUCAUUGACUAUUGAACUGAGCCAUAGGUGUAGACUACCUGUUUGGGGUCUACAUGAUAAUAACCAAUAUCUGGAGAUUCUGAAUGACAUGGCUCAGAAUCGUUUGCGACGGCUCAGGUAUAUCCAUUCUUUGUCUCCCCUUCAAAUUCCAAGCUUCUGAAUUCAUCAUUGUUUUUGCUUCACCAAUCCGUAUUUCCUUCUCGAGUCGUUUCUUCGAUGUUUAAUCUUUUGUACUACCACUGCUACUGUGACUACUUCUAGUGCUUUCGAAUUUCGCCCGGCAAUUUCAUCUCUGUGCUAAUGAUGUAUAGCAACUUGCAGAACCGAUAUACAUACGUAACAGGUUCCAUGUUGUGACUGACUGAUUAAUAUAGUACUGCAGACUUUUGCUUUAGUUCAGUGAGUUAUGAUUCUGUAACCUGUUCCACCUAACGGUGUAUAAGAGUAAUUAAGUGUACAUAAAAUGUCAGGAGAGCGGACGCGUAAUUUUCAUAAUUUUCGAUUUUCAACUGGUGUUGUGUUGGAAGUUCGUGUCCUAUUCACUUUUGUUUGAACAGUCGGGUUGUAUCACUGAUUUUAAUGUAAAGAGAAAACGGCUCAAAACUACCCACUGUAAAUGAAUAACGUUGCCAUAACUAUCACUACAAAACAUCAAACAAUAUGCGCUGUCCAUAAUCCAGUUCAUUGAUCUCUGUACAAUUAGUUGAUCACCGAGUUAUGACUAAUGACUUGUUUGUCUAAUCUUUUUUAGUGCUAAUUGAAUUCUAUCAAUCAAGUUACUACGUAACCACUAGUCUAAGUAGCUCAACAUUACAUGCACUAUUUUGAGAUGUUAGGUAGUUGGAAUAGUCAGUAGGAAACUCUAUAUCUAGGUUCCAUCUUGUUUGACACUCAUCAGCAAGGUGCUUGUGUAAACGUCAGUCGUAGCCUGAACAACUUAGCAGUAACGUUUCAGACAGUGUAAGUCUGAGUGGCACGGGUUCGAAGUGCACAAAACGAACAAAAAUUUCUUCAAGUUUGCAGGUGCACUUUGCUAAUGAGUACCAGCUAUCAUAAAAUUUAGGUCUAGGGUUCCCUGUUGACUAACUCUUAUUACUUAACACAUUAAUUUGUAGAUUUUUAAUCAACUGAAUUCUUUAUUCAUCUAAUACAUUUUUUACUAUAUUUACAACUAAUAUGUUAUUGUCCCUUUCUUACAUUCUUUCUACUAUUUCUACUAUUUACAGUAUUGUUCUAACAGAUCCACGUAUUUUAAAUUGUCCAGAAAAAGCCGACUGGCAUGAUUGUAUAGAUGAGGAAGAUGAAGAAACUGAUUUAGCUAAACAUUUCCGAAAAAUGUUUUCACCAUUUGAUGUCAAUGAUGAUGAUAAUGAUAUUGAAUAAACAGAGCCAAUUUUUAAAGAAAAUCUUUUUUCCAACAGCAUUUUGUUUUAUUUUUUUAAAAAAAGAACGAAUUAUUCAUUCUCUAAACUACCAUCUUCAUAUGUCUUUAACAAAUUCUAUUUUCUUGUAGUAAAUAACGAAAUAAGAAUGUAAAUUGUACAGAUUCAAUUUUCUUUUUUAGACAAUACUACUAUUGAAUUAUUUUUUCGUGGUUAGUGUUUUUCUAACGAGUUAGUUUCCUACAGGAUGGGGUCGCUAACCCUAUGCCCAAAUGUUAUAACUUGUGGCAUGAGUGCCCCAUUAAUGUAUACAUAAUGAUACCUCUAAUUAGGGAGCAGUGAAUUAUCAAUCGGACCAAUGACACAAAACACGUACGAGCAGUCUAGAGUUCUUAUUGGUCCUGCUUCCUGCCUAGCCCAACUAGUUAAGUCCAGAACACCAAUCUCAGCCUCUGUAAUAUGAAUCAUUUAUUUCAAACAUACUGAGUUUAUAUACCAAUCAAACAGACCACAACGUAGUAUAAAAUAGAAAAUAACAUUUGUACAAAAUUUGGCCAAAUGUGGCUGUGAAUGUGAGAGACUGUAAUUAGUAAACUGGAAAUAACUUAAGAAUGGUA